AUGUCCCUCCCCGAAAUCUCCUCCCUCUCCCCGCUCCCCGACGACCAGCUCCUCUCGACCCUUGACCUCCUCUUUGAGCCCUCUCCCUCGCUUCAUUCCCUUGCUCUCCCCAUCCUUCGCUCCAGCCAAUUCUCUUCCUACGCUGAGCUAAUUACCUCCGUCGGCGAGCAACUCCGUUCCCUCUCUUCCAAGGCAUUCCCCUCUCAAGACAGGUCCAUCAAUCCGGGCGUUCCAACAGGGGGUGAUGAAGAAAGCAAGAAGCAAUUAUUGGACAUCCUGGGAUCUCAUCCCCGCUUGGGAGAAAAGAAACUAACGGCCCUGAGCGGAUUAUCCAAGGAAGAGCAGGGGCAUUUAAGGGGCGAGAUUGAGAGGCUGAUGGAGAUGAAUCGGGUGUAUGAGGAGCGGUUUCCGGGGUUGAGAUAUGUGGUGUGGGUUAAUGGGCGAUCGACAACGGAGAUUGAGGAGAAUGCGGGGAGGAGGGUUAACAGAGGGAAUUACACAGCUGAGGUGGAGGAGAUAAUCCAGGCCAUGUGCGAUAUUGCCAAAGACCGGGCACGGAAGUUGGGUGCGAACUGA
Messenger RNA from Thermochaetoides thermophila DSM 1495, 576 nucleotides. RefSeq lists its product as uncharacterized. The record is from RefSeq and is a predicted model, not a curated record. The coding region runs from base 1 to 576 and encodes 191 amino acids. NCBI's taxonomy places the organism in Eukaryota, Fungi, Ascomycota, Sordariomycetes, Sordariales, Chaetomiaceae. The transcript is spliced from 2 exons.